CACACGCUCCUUCCCGCGCCGCCGCCGACGCUUGGAGAGUCUUCGCUCCAGGAGAUGCCUGCCCCGGGCCUGGCGCUGGUGAGUGGCCAGGCGCUCCCGGGCUUCCUGCUGUGCAGCGUGCUGCUGGUGCUCAAGAUGUACGUGUUGGCUGUGAUCACCGGCCAAGUGAGGCUGCGGAAGAAGGCUUUUGCCAACCCUGAGGAUGCCCUGCGACACGGGGGCCCCCAGUAUUGCAGAAGUGACCCUGACGUAGAGCGAUGUCUUAGGGCUCACCGCAACGACAUGGAGACCAUCUACCCCUUCCUCUUCUUGGGCCUCGUCUACUCCUUCCUGGGGCCUGACCCCUUCGUGGCCUGGAUGCACUUCCUCGUCUUCUUCGUGGGCCGCCUGGUGCACACGGUGGCCUACCUGGGGCGGCUGCGGGCGCCCACCCGCUCCCUGGCCUACACGGUGGCCCAGCUGCCCUGUGCCUCCAUGGCCUUGCAGAUCCUUUGGGAGGCGGCCCGCCACCUGUGACCACUCGAGCCACCCCUAUCCCCAGGGACCGUCCCUGGCUUCAGAUUGUGAUGGGCCCAGUGUCUCCUGAUGAGCCAGCUUCUUGGGGUCCUGCCUGAGAGGGGUGGGGAGCUGUGUG
Molecule: messenger RNA, 634 nt
Organism: Ochotona princeps (American pika)
Lineage: Eukaryota; Metazoa; Chordata; Mammalia; Lagomorpha; Ochotonidae
Gene: PTGES
Product: prostaglandin E synthase
Exons: 3
Coding region: 55-516 (153 amino acids)
Biological process (GO): prostaglandin biosynthetic process
Cellular component (GO): membrane
Molecular function (GO): prostaglandin-E synthase activity
Source: RefSeq, a predicted model, not a curated record